Messenger RNA from Lasiosphaeria miniovina, 657 nucleotides. Its product is annotated as transmembrane adaptor Erv26-domain-containing protein. The record is from RefSeq and is a predicted model, not a curated record. Bases 1 to 657 code for a protein of 218 amino acids. Gene Ontology annotation, biological process: endoplasmic reticulum to Golgi vesicle-mediated transport. Gene Ontology annotation, cellular component: Golgi membrane; endoplasmic reticulum membrane; COPII-coated ER to Golgi transport vesicle. Lineage: Eukaryota; Fungi; Ascomycota; Sordariomycetes; Sordariales; Lasiosphaeriaceae. Gene Ontology annotation, molecular function: COPII receptor activity. The transcript has 6 exons.
AUGUGGAUCCUUCUGCUUGUCGGCUACCUCGGGCCCGUCAUGGGCUUCUACUUCUUGACGGUGGCCAUAGCGUCGGGACUCUACUACCUCUCGGAGCUAGUUGAGGAGCACACAGUGCUAGCCAAGCGGUUCCUGUCGCGCCUCAUCUACUCCAUCAUGGGCCUGCACCUGGUGCUCUGCGUCGUCGACCGCUUCCCCUUCUCCCUGACCCUGCUCAGCAUCGUCUCGCACCUCGUCUACCUCGGCAACAUGCGCCGCUUCCCCUACGUCAAGCUGUCCGACCCGCUCGGCGUCCUGUGGUUAGUACUGCCACAAUACUUCCUUGUCCUCCUCAACCACUACGACCGCGCCUACCAGAACAUGGCCUCGUACUACGACACCCCCAGCAACAUCCCUUCCUUCACCCAGAUCGCCUCCUACUUCGGCAUCUGCGUGUGGCUCGUGCCUUUCGCCCUGUUCCCGCUCGGAUCGGGGCCGGGAGUAGGGGGCUCGAGGCUAGGCGUGGCCAGCUCUAGCGGCGGCGGUCGCUCGAGGCGCGGUCAGGGCAUGGCUAAGGCGCUCGUCGACAAGGUGCUGGGCGGCAUCGGUCGGGUCGGCGACGCGUUCGGCUGGAAGAUGUCGCAUACAACGAAAAAGCCCGACGAACGCCUUGCCUGA